Molecule: messenger RNA, 1108 nt
Organism: Cyprinodon variegatus (sheepshead minnow)
Lineage: Eukaryota; Metazoa; Chordata; Actinopteri; Cyprinodontiformes; Cyprinodontidae
Gene: rgs16
Product: regulator of G-protein signaling 5-like
Exons: 5
Coding region: 80-631 (183 amino acids)
Source: RefSeq, a predicted model, not a curated record
UCCUGACUGAGUUUUGCUGAAAGGAAACUUAAGCACCAUCAAACCGAGACAACCCCAGCAGCAUUUCAUAUUUGCCGAUAUGUGUAAAGGACUUGCAUCGCUGCCUACCUCCUGCUUGGAAAGAGCCAAGGAGCUUAAAGCAAGGCUGGGAAUUAUUCUGCAAAAGCCUACUUGGAAAAUAGGGAAAAACAAACCCACCCUGGAAGAAUGUCUCAAGUGGAAAGAAUCUUUUGAAAAGCUCCUCUCCAGCAAAUAUGGACUGUGUGCCUUCACAGCCUUCCUGGUUUCUGAGUUUAGCGAGGAGAACAUUGCGUUCUACUUUGCUUGUGAAGAUUACAGAAAAACUAAGUGUCCUGCUAAGCUACUCACCAAAGCCCAAAAGAUCUACAGUGAAUUUAUCAGCAGUGAAGCUCCACGAGAGGUAAAUAUUGACCAUGAAACCCGAGACAUAACCAAAGCUAAUAUGCAAGAUCCCUCGCCAUCUUGUUUCGACCAGGCCCAGCACAGGAUCUACAUGCUGAUGGCUAAAGACUGCUAUCCUCGCUUCCUCCACUCUCCAGCCUAUAAGGAUCUACUGUGCCAAGCCAAACCAACCACAAAAAACACCAUGCCCCAAAUGGAGAAGGUGUGAAAUCACUUGUCUGUGAUCCUAAAAGGGACUUUAGGCACCCUUAAAAUCUAAACACUAUUAAAAGACACAGCAUUUGUUGCUGUGUCUAGAAGCUGGUGCUGUGACACAAGAGAAGAGGCAGAGAUUGCUAUGAGGAAAGUAGCAGCAAAUAGGCCAGUGGUUCAGAUUCUGUUCCUGCAAGAGCAGAACAGUGAAAGGGAUGAGCAGCUAAAUGAAAGGUUGAAAGCUUUCGUCACAAAGUUGACAAACGUGCCAAUACAGAUGGAGAUCAUUUAGCUCAGUUAUAAGAAAGUUAAACUUAAUUGAGUGAAUGACAAUCAAAGAGGAACCGUUGAUGAAGCACUUUGAUCUGCCAUUAGGCAAACAUUUUUUUUCUUGCUAGUGUUGUGCAAUUAUAUUUAAGAAUAUAUGUUGUUGUUUCUUUUUAAUGUAUUGUACUGUAUAAAAUAUGUAUUUAUUUUUAUUUAUUUGACUGUU